UGGCGUUAAAUAGAUUGGCUUGAAGGAGUGUUUUUUGUUAUAAAUUAACUGUCAACGUUUCAUUAUCUGUGAUAUUUUGGUUUCUCUCAAGAUAAUAUUGGGAAUAUAUUGUGAGUUAAUAAUAAAAAUAUGGAUACAAAUUGCAAAUUUUAACAAAAGUGUGUUUUUAAAGACUGGAGUUAAAGUGUGAAAUGUCGGAAAUAAAUUCAGUGAAUAUUUAAAGAUGCUUUUGAAUUACAAAACUUUUGAAACACUUGAAAUAACAAAGGGAUUUGAGAGAUUUGCAAAAGACUUGAAGCCUGUGAAGCCAUUACGUUUUCCUUUCACGAAAUUUAUCUGUUUUAAAUAAGUUUUUAAAGAUUAAACAAACUUGGCUAAAUGUUUUUUGUUUGGUUUCGUUGACCUGUGCAAAGCCUUUGGUUGUAUGAACAAAGUCUGAAAACUGGGUUGAAAAGGAAAAACUGGUAGUGAAAAUUCACAAACCAGUUUGAAAACAAAUGAUUUUAAACUGUGUUUCAACUGUUGAGUAACAUUUUGGAGGGAUAUUUGAAAAAUAAUCUUAGGCUGUCUUUGAUAUCAUUGACAGCAGUUAAAUAUUUGAACAGUGGACUAGUUUUAGGCAAUAACAUGAGUCCCCAAUAUUGAUAUUCGAUAAAACCAUUGUUCAGGUGGUAGUAAGUUGUAUUUUUUGUUUACGUUCAAAUAUAAAAAGGUUUGAUACAACUGGUACCAUCUGGAAAUUAUCACAGAUUGUGAAGGUUAUGAAGUGACGACCUAUUAAGUGAGACAAUUUUCCUCUACAAUUAGUAGAACGAAGCAGCGUAUAUGUGUUGAUAGUCAACAAGGAUUAUAAAACUUAAGUGAUAAAAUGGAUAUUCUGCAAUUUCAAGAGUUAUUCGGUCAUCAUCCGAAUGUCAAUACUAUGCCUCGCUCUCCAAAGUUGGAGGGUAAUAGAAUGAGCAUUCCGCACCGUAUCCUGGCAACCGAUGGCACAAACAAACCACUGAGUAUGUCCUUCACAGAAUCAGACAGCAGCGGGGACUAUAAGACGGCCAUGUCCUCUAUUGUUGAUGGCGGUAGCCAUGGUAGUGAGGAAUCUCUUGACAAACACUCGAGUCUCCCACGCAUGAAGAGUUAUGAUGCUGCCGUGUUUGAUGUCCUCCGAGUGCCGCCUGAAGAAUUUGCUAGCCAGAUAACGCUGAUGGACCUGCCAGUGUUUCAAGCCAUUGAACCUGAUGAGCUGACCUCCUGUGCAUGGACUAACAAACACAAGCUCAUCAAGGCGCCCAAUGUUGUCGCUUUCACAAGGAGGUUUAACCAUGUAAACUUCUGGGUGCAGCGCGAGAUAUUAACCACUCAGACUGACAAAACAAGAGCGGAGGUUUUAGCGCACUUUAUCAAGAUUGGGAAGAAACUUCUGGACCUGAACAAUCUACAUGCAGUAAUGGCCGUGGUUUCAGCUUUACAGAGCGCCGCCAUAUUUCGUCUUUCCAAAACAUGGACAAACCUUUCAAAGAAGGACAAGUCUACGUAUGAGAAGAUGGCCGACCUUUUUUCGGAGAAUGAUAAUCGGCAAAAACUGCGAGAUUACAUGGCCAAUGUCAAACUACCCUGCAUUCCUUACUUAGGCCUAUACCUGACGGAUCUAAUCUACAUCGACGUGGCUCAUCCGCACCACGGGGGCAUGGAGAGUCAUCAUCGUAGACUACAGAUGAACAACAUUCUCCGUGUCAUAGCUGACCUUCAACAGUCAGCGUAUGAGCUGGAGAUCAAGGAACAUGUGCAGAACUACCUGAAGUCUGUACGAUACAUUGAGGAACUGCAGAAGUUUGUGGAGGACGACAACUACAAGUUGUCAUUAAAACUGGAGCCCCCACAGACAAUCCAGAGUGUGUCCACAUCACGCGAGGACAUCAGUAAAUGUCCACCCUCCCCGACAAAUGAGCCCAGGAUCAUUAACGCUCUGACACCCGGGCCCGCAGUAUAUUCACGAGCCCACCAGAGCGGAGGACAUCGGAAGUCUAAGAGUCUCAGUGCGAACUGGCGUUGUUACUGCCACCAGUUACGUCACAUGGACCUCCAGUGUCCAGGCUGUUUUUCUUGCCCCAGCUUUCUGAGCUGCACGAGCGGGAGCGUAGAACGUACCCAUUCCCUCCCGCCAAAGACGACAGCCCCGUACCUGAACGGCGUUCGACAUCUUUUGGAUGAUAGCGUGCUGGAGGAGUCACCGUGUGCAUCCAGUGAUGGAUCGUUAUGUAAAGGUGUGGAGAGUGAGGAGAUGUCUGAGACUAGCUCCGCGGAGCAGGAAAGCUUCUGGACAAUUGGAGAAAAUUGUAGUCUGCAUUUGUCGGAGGACAGCGGUAAGGAUUACCAGCAGAGUUUCACGUGUCAGGGCUGCCUGCGUCGCAAAACUGUGCUCAAGGAGGGAAGAAAACCAACGGUAGCAGCAUGGUCCCGCUACUGGGUGGCAUUGUGGGGAACCAACUUACUGUACUUUCCCGCUAAAAAUCUGCGGGGGGUCGACCGGAAUUCGUUUAAGACAAACCCCAGUAAGAUGACGUCGGUGGUUGGUUGGAUGGUGGUCAUGGGAGAUAACCCACUCCAGCCAGAUGCAUUCCAGCUCACAGACCCAGUCAGAGGCAAUGUUUACAAGUUUCGUGCGGGGUCACAAGCCCAAGCCCUAGUCUGGUGUCGACACCUCAGUGAGGCCUCAAAAAAGUUCCAGUCGAGGACACAGCCUAGUAACUUGAUGUCAUUCGACUGAAGAAUGGAACGAUAAUUCAUUACUGUGAUAUACCAAUUGUCAAGCCAUCCAUUUCGGAUUCCAGUUCCUGUGACCAGCUUCCCACAUGGAUGAAUCAUUCCCCAUGACAAAGGUCACAUGACCUGUCUGAAUUCUGAUUGGCUACUUUUGGUCAUGAGAUUAAUGCAGAGUCAAAUUGUGUUGGAAUGUUUCAAGUCACAUGAUAUAUCUAUAUUGUGAUUGGCUACUUCUGGUCAUGAGAUUAUUGCAGAGGCAGUUUCUGAUUGGAUAUUUCGAGUCACAUGAUCUGCCAACAUCAUGGUUGGAUAGUACAAGUCAAGCGUGAAUUUCCAACCUUCUGAUUGGACAUUAUUGGUCAUGUGACAGAUACACUAUGAAAAUACAGUGUUUGCCUAGUUUAGUCCUUUUUCUGCUUUUUUUUCAAAGAAAAGGGCUGACAAAAGGAUUUGUGUUAUAAAUAAUCAUAAAAAUGCUUCUAAUUUUUAGUGAUUUUGUUUGUUUAAAUCAUGACAAUGGAUGUUUAUAGAUCAGUCCACAGUUAAAAAUGCUUUGAUUUUAAAGGGAAUGUCUUAGAUAUCUGAAAUAGUGAAUGUGCUAAAUUUUGUGACCAAAGACGGAUUGGACAUUGUUGAAGAAGAUUUGAUGAGAACGGCCAGUAAAUAUAUUGUUCUUAGAUGUAAUAGAGAGAAGGAAGGACACUCAUCUUGAACUUCCCAAAUGGAAGAAAAUGUUUACAUUAUGUGCUCUGUUGUCGGAAUUAUUUGACAAAGAGAUUUUGGAUGAAACAAAGUGAAGUUAGUGCAAUUAUGUGGUGUUCAGAUGUUGUUUUGUGAGUUAAUUAUCUUGAUUUAGUGCUGGACUAAUCACUGUUCUAUAUUGAGAGUAUUCUGUGACAGCAUCAGGAGUACUUGGUACUCGGUGCUCUCUCUUCUUGCCUUAGUAUGUGUCUGUUACAGAAAACUUCCUCUCAUUGUGCAAUACAUCCAUCAUGUGUUAAAGGCUUAAAGCUGUUAUAUAAAUGUAGCUAUAAUUGAGGGUGGAAGGGGAAUCAGACUUAAGUGAAAUUAAGUAAAUACACACUUAGAAGCUUUAUGCCCUCAUGGCUUACUCAUUGUAUUUUGUUUGAAAAUGGGUCAGGAAAGAAAAGUAAGAUUGAGUAUUAAGUAAGCACUUAUUACCUUUUUGUCAUCAUGACUAGUUCAUUAAUUUUGUUUGAAAAGGGUCUAAGUAAGAUCAAGUUAUAAGUAAGUAAGCACUUAUAACAUUUUUGCCAUCUAAACUACAGGUAGUUCAUUGUUUUUGUUUGAAAAGAAUCUAAGUAAGAUUAAGUAUUAAGUAAGUAAGCACUUACAACAUUUUUUCCCUUAUUGCUUAUUCAUUUUUUCUGUUCGAAAAAGGUCUUAAUAGGAUUAAGUUAGUUAACAUUUAUUACCUGUUUGACUUCAUGACUUGUUUACUUAUUUUUUUUAAAGGAUCUAAGUAAGAUCAAUUAUAUUAACAAUUUGAAUCUUUACCCUCGCCACUUGUUCAUUGUUCUUGUUUGAAAACUGUUGAAGUAAGAUUAAGUAAGUAAGCACUUACCCUGUAUAACCUUUUGGCUGUCCUCUUUUGUAAACUAUUGUAAACUUGUGCUUAUUUUGGUCAGUUUCCCAGAGAAUUUUAGUGUUGGUUUGAAAUUGCAUUAAGAAUCUAAGUUAAGUUGUAACUUCAACAUUUAAAGCAUACAGGGCUUUUUAUUGGCUAUUGUUUGGUAUUUAUAUAGCUAUGUUUCCGAUACUAGAAAUGCAAUGAUAUGCAAACAUUCCUAAUGUAUCUUUAAAAAAGGAAAAGCUCUGUUAUGAUUUCAGGCUCUUCAGCUCACUUUCUUUUUUACUUACUUUUUAAAGCCUCCUAUAUUUUCCUACUUUGUAUUGUACUUUCUAUUAUUCAUACAUUUCCUACUUCUUGGAAAACCUUUUUAUUUUUUCUUCUUUUUCCUUUUCCUUGUUAAAACUAUUAUUGCAACUUUUUCCUACUUGUUGUUAAAACUUCCUUUUAUUCCUACUUUUUGUGAAAAAUGCUGAUUUAUAUAUCAGUUUUAAUCUUCAUUCUUUAAUUAAUUUUCGCCUGAGCGACAUAUUAGUAUAUCAAAACACUGCAUGAUAGUUGAUAAACUCCUACUUUCUGAGGAAAAACUCCCUUCUUUUUGAGGAAAAAAUAUCAUACUUUCUGAGGAAAAACUACUUUCCUUUUUCUCCUACUUUCUAAGGAAAACUACUACUUUAUGUGGAAAAACAAAUCCUACUUUCUCCUAAGAUAUUGCCACUAUGUUAUUCCUUUUUUUCAAUGUUUCACUGUUGGAGAGCCUGUAAUUUGAGCUGAGGUUCGAAAUAAGGAUGCAAUUCAUGCCUGAGAUUAUUAUUUUAUUUUAUUAACAAGUUUGAUAGUAUCACUGAAUUAAUGCAGGUACUAGGAAUAUUGUGCUUUCAUUACAAAAAAAAUGUUGUGAAACUGGCCUGAAUGGGUUAUUAUAUUAUGAUUAAAAUAAAUGAAAAAGAUAUUAUAAUUAUCUUAAAUGCUUUAAAUUUCAUUUUUAUUGUUUACUUGAAAAGCAUAAUAAUUUGCAGACCAAAGUAAGGUUCUGAUAUAUAAUACUUUACAUGGCAUUUAUAGUUAAUAACUUAAUUAUGCAUAUUUUGAUUAGUGUAAACUGGUAAUAGAAACCAUGAUAUACGUGUAAUGUAACCAUAGGUGACAAUGUCAGUCAGAGGUGGUGAAAAAAUACGGAAAUAGAUAUUUAUAAUAUACUUAUAUAUUAUAAAGGCCGAAAAAAUGCCUCCGGUAUGGGUUACCCGACCUACGAAACAGUAGCUGACCCUACCAUUUUUUUAUAGUCUGUUGGUUAAAAAGAAUAAAUAUAUAAGAAUAAAUAAAUUUUUACUGGUAAUAUGGAGAGUAAAAGCUUUAUACUGAAGGAUACUUUUACACCAUUCCCCAAAGAUGAUAAUAUUUUUCUAAAAUAAUGCCUUACAAGUAUUUUUUUUGCCUUAUUAUACGUAACAGAUCCUGCCUCUGACUGAUACUUUCAGCGUUGACUGUAACAAUGCAAAAUAUAGCAAAGUUUAACGUUAACUGUCGCUAAGUUGUAUCAUACUUUAACAGGGUAGCAUAUUUAUUUCCAUUCUGUAUACCGGUAAUAUUUGUUUUCUGUUUCCUCAUAAAUGAAACGAAAGUCUUUGUGAAACAGUUUCUAUAUAAUCUUUCAGCUGAAAAUUUAAAUCCAAAUAAUACAGAUAUUUUGAACUUUUUUUUAUUUAUUUUUCAAAAACUGACAUUAGUUUUUCAAUAUUUGUUAAUGUUUUGUUAGUGUUACACAUGUUCUGUUUCUAACACAUGUUCUGUUCUGUUCUAUUUUGAGUUAAGUCUGGUCACUGUUGAUGUAUUUGUUAUUGCAUUCCUGAAAAACCUAUGUUAAAUUGUUAUACUCAGCCUCUUGUGUUAAAGUACUUGAAUGAAACCUUUUUCUGAAAUCUUAUCUACUAAAGAAUUAUUGAUUUUUUUUUAACAUGUCAUUGUGCCAAUGCUAAUUUUUAGCUUAUCUGUUUUUGAAGAAAAGAUGUUUAAUCAUAACCUUGACCUUAUCUACUGUUAAACUGUUAAAGGUAUUCAAAUGGAAUUUGGUACAUAAGUUCUAAGAUACAAUAAUAAUUUGUUCAGCAAGGCCCAUAACUCUAUUUUGUGUAAUUUUUGAGUUAUGUCCCUUUUUCAACUAAACAAAGCAGGAGAGUGUUUGUGUUUGUUCAGCGUCACCCUUGUUCUAUUUUCAAGUAAAAAGGAAGAAAAUAAGAAAAUUGAUGAAGAUCAUUUGUUUGUUCAUUCUCAUCCAAAGAAUGAAAAAGCAAUGAUUUCCAUGACAUAUUCAUUUCAUACUUAGUUUAUUUAUCAGUUUGCUUUAAAAAAUGGGAUGAUAUGAUAUUGUUUCUCCAAAGAUAUUCUGAUAUUGACAUGCUAUUAAAUGCAUCUGCUUUGUUUAAAACUAAACAAAUUUGAAUGUGUAAAUAUGGAUAAAUGACCUCAUCAGAUGCUUUAUCUGUAAACUUGCCUUAAUAUAAAAACCUUUAUAAAAAAAUAUAAAAAAAAGUAUAUCAAGGGAUAAUGAUAAAAAAAUUUGGAGCCCCCAUUUGAAAAAGAUUUGAACUGGAAUCAUAUGUCAAUAACCCAGUUUCGCCAAAAAAAGCAUAUAAUAGGUGAUGAUUUAUUAUUUGUAUGGCGAAAUAUAACAUACAGUAACUAUUGAGGAUUAGAACAUGACCGUCUUCCUUUUGCUGAAUAGCAUAAUCUGUUUGUAGGCUGUGUAUAAUAUUAACAUUUUCCAUGUUUGUAAUUUGUAUUAUUUUAUAUGUAACUGUGUAAAGUUAUACACUAAGAAAUAUUUCCCUGUGGCAAAAGAAGAAGCCAAUCUUUUGCCAUGCUUUAUAAACAAUGAAGAAUAAAACAUAAAACCUUCA
Molecule: messenger RNA, 7251 nt
Organism: Mya arenaria
Lineage: Eukaryota; Metazoa; Mollusca; Bivalvia; Myida; Myidae
Product: ras-specific guanine nucleotide-releasing factor RalGPS2-like
Exons: 18
Coding region: 869-2764 (631 amino acids)
Biological process (GO): positive regulation of GTPase activity; Ras protein signal transduction
Cellular component (GO): plasma membrane
Molecular function (GO): guanyl-nucleotide exchange factor activity
Source: RefSeq, a predicted model, not a curated record